CUCCUCCCCGCUCUUCUUCCGCUGGACGACACUGACUGCGGGUGCACCUCUGUGGUCGUUCUCAUCAGAGUUCAUCCACCACCUGAGCCUUGUCAUCCUCCCGCGAGUGCACUAAUCAAGCCCCGCGAUGCCUCCCAAGUUUGAUCCCACCGAGAUCAAGACCGUGUGUCUAAGAUGUGUUGGCGGAGAAAUGGCUGCCACCUCUUCCUUGGCCCCCAAGAUCGGUCCCCUCGGUCUGUCCCCCAAGAAGGUGGGUGACGAUAUCAUGAAGGCGACUGGUGACUGGAAAGGCCUUAAAGUGACUGUCAAGCUCAUCAUCCAAAACAGGCAGGCCCGAGUGGAAGUUGUCCCCUCAGCUGCUUCCCUAGUUAUCAAGGCACUCAAGGAGCCCCCACGUGACCGCAAGAAGGUCAAGCACAGUGAGUUUUCCCAUCAGCCAUGUUCUAUUCUUGAUUGUAGGCACAAGGUGUUUAUUAUUACGGAACCCCUAACAUUUUGAAGCCUUGUUUCAAGGGCGCUACAAAAUAUCGUCGAAGUUUGUACCGACCUUUUUUUUUUUUUUUUUUUUUU
This is a messenger RNA of Penaeus indicus, 570 nucleotides long. Its product is annotated as large ribosomal subunit protein uL11-like. The record is from RefSeq and is a predicted model, not a curated record. The transcript is spliced from 2 exons. Lineage: Eukaryota; Metazoa; Arthropoda; Malacostraca; Decapoda; Penaeidae. Gene Ontology annotation, biological process: translation. The coding region runs from base 128 to 499 and encodes 123 amino acids. Gene Ontology annotation, cellular component: cytosolic large ribosomal subunit; ribosome. Gene Ontology annotation, molecular function: structural constituent of ribosome; large ribosomal subunit rRNA binding.